Molecule: messenger RNA, 504 nt
Organism: Xylona heveae TC161
Lineage: Eukaryota; Fungi; Ascomycota; Xylonomycetes; Xylonales; Xylonaceae
Exons: 3
Coding region: 1-504 (167 amino acids)
Cellular component (GO): trans-Golgi network
Source: RefSeq, a predicted model, not a curated record
AUGUCUUCCACAGCGCCACAGGGAAGCUCGGCGGACAACGAGCCUCUUUCGAGCGACGCAAGGCCGGUUGCCACUGCCGUGCCAACAGCAACUGCGCGCUCUACGCCCUCUUCGUCGGCAUCGUCCGUGAGCGACGGAGCAGGGUCGUCACAACAGCGACAGAAUCAACAUCACCAUCACCACGGUCGACUAGGGGACAUUGUUCCUCGAGAUGCUCCUUACGUGGAAUUGACCGAAGAAGAAUAUGACGAGAAUGAUGCAAGAACGAUGAGCCCUAGAAGAAAUAGCGAGGAUGUCGAGAGGCUCGGACAGGAGGCUCGUCAGGCCCUGGUAGAACAAGCAAAGGCACUGCAAGCUGGACUUUUAGCCAUUGUGGAGCAAGUUGAAGUCGUGAAGCAGUCACAUAUCAAGCUUGAGAAGGGGAAUGAAUUUCUGCAAUCAUACAUUGGCGAACUUAUCACCUCAUCUGGUGCCGCCAAAAACAAAAGCGGCCGCGCCAAAUAA